GGGCUUAUUCAAAGUUUUUUUUUUUUUGUUUUUAUACUAAAGAACUUGAAAUAAUGAAGAAAAACAGAAGCUCUUCACAAUGAAGUUAGCUGAGGUUCAUCACAACCAAUUCACAAUAUUUAUGGCAAUUUGAUCGAUAAAGAAAAGAAAUAAAAAAUAGUAGAAAAAAGAGGAUUUACUAGGACUGAAACAAAAAAGCUGUAAAAAUGCAUUGUAGAGAGAAAUCUACCGAGUGGGCACUCUUGUUUCCACUGAAAGCUGGUUUAUUUGCCGUAAAAUCGUCGAUAUCAUCUCGGAGUUUAAGCCGAGACAAGGCUGAUAAACCAAGAGAACGAGUGAUUUGUAAAAAUACUAAAAUACGAAGAGGAUCAUCACUGUCUGAUUUAGAUAAACUUCAGACAAAAAUUUUAUUGCCUAAUAUUAUUGGAUCAACGGAAAAAUGUUCUGAAUCAUUGCCCCAAUCGCCAGCUUUGUCUAGGACUAAUUUACAACUGUCGAGUAGUCAAGUUCGUGGAAGCAUUGGUGAUUUGAUGAAUUUAAAAAAAUACGGAAGCUCUACUUGGAGUGUUCGUAGUGAAACAUUGAUAACUAAAUUCGUACCAUUGAGUACAGUGACACCCAGACACAGUCCACCAAUGGAUAUAAGUGGUGUUGUUGAACAUGAUGAUGGUGAUGGCAGUGGAGAAGACGAUGAUGCUGAUGAGGAACCUGUGGAAAGCAGAGAAACUCUUACAUGUGCGCAGAGGACCCAAAGACUUAGUAAACUCAUCAAAAAGCAACGACAAAUUUCAGUUUUCAGCCCAUCGACGUUGAAAAAAUUGGCUGUGAGUACUACAUUUUCUUGUUCAUCCCUUAUUAAUAAUUCAAUCAGCAUUUUCAGUAUUUCUUAUUGAAUAUUCGGUAAGUAAUUUUAAGUACGUCAAUGUUUUGCUUCUAUAAGAAAAUGAAAUACAAUAAAUGGGAG
Chelonus insularis is the source of this 964-nucleotide messenger RNA. RefSeq lists its product as uncharacterized. The record is from RefSeq and is a predicted model, not a curated record. The coding region runs from base 207 to 893 and encodes 228 amino acids. Lineage: Eukaryota; Metazoa; Arthropoda; Insecta; Hymenoptera; Braconidae. The transcript has 2 exons.